UUUAUCAAUGGCUCCAUGGUAACACUGCUCACAAUAUUAUCAAAAUUCAAACAAAUUCAAACCGAGCGGUUGCAUCGCGCGUCAUCGAACAAGUUACGGGAAACGCGUGCGGACGUGUUUUGAAAGAGGCGACGACAAAAGCUUCAUUCGCGCGAUUUUCGGAAUCUCUCUCUUCGACGCGAGUUUUCGUUACCUUGUUGUUGUUUAUAGAAGGAAAAGAAAGCAGCAAGGAAAUGUUUUAAGCCCAGAAGCAGCAAAACAAAGUUGUGACAAAAGCAACACACCCGACAACAGCACCCAGUGUUUGUGAAGUGCAAGAAGUAGAAAUUUAUAGUUGCUGUAUUUUGUCGAAAUUAAAUUAUGUUAAGUGCUUAAAACAGCUCGAAGGUGAAGUGCAAAGCGAAAGGAAAAAAGAAACGCCGCCAGCAAGCAGGGCAUAAAGCAACAGCAUCCCAUUAUCCCAGCAUCCAGCCUCCGCAGCAAGCAGCAAGCAGCAGCAGCAGCACCAUCCAUCCACCAUCCUCCUCCAUCCUCGGCAAAGAGGUGCAGGCGGCGCAAAGUAUGUAAAAGUUGAAAAGUGAACGGAUUCGCGACGAGCGGCACCAAAACUAAACAAGUUGCAAUGUGAAGAGCCCUAAAAGGACAAGUGCGAAACCCAAGGAAGCCCAGAAGUUGUCAACGAGCAGGAGACAAGACGAAGAAGAAGAACAAGAAGAGUAAGAAGGAGCACCGGCAGCUGCUCCAACGAUUGACAGGACAAAAACAAAGGCGAAACCCCGGGGCCCAGCAGAGCGGAGCGGAGCGGAGCGGAGGAGCAAAAGUUUUUCCAGCUCUUGUUGCUUGUUGCUGGGGGUUUCCAUGGCCGCUGUGUUGCAGGCAACCACGGGGCAACAGCAUUAGAAGCGCAAUGUUCUGGCCAAAUACCGCAACGAAAUAGAAUCGAGAACGUGGAUAGAGGAUAGAAGAUAGAGGAUAUUGGAUAGAUAUAGAGUGGAUAGGAAAGCACUCGACAGCACUGGCCAAAAAAGGAGCAAAGCCAGUGACUGCCGCAUAUGUGUUUUGUGCUGGUGGUUUUUGUGCUUUUCUCUGUGUGAUGCCACAAGGACACACUUCAAGUGACAGCAACAGCAACGUCAGCGGCAACAGACUCAAGUGCAGCAGCAGCCCCAGCAGCCCCACAAGGAGGCAAGCCUAGGGAGAGCGACGAGAGCGAGAGCGAGAGCGAGAGAGAGAGAGAGAGGGACAGCUUUCCAUCUUAAACGCAGCAUGCGCAAGCACAAAGCGCCGCCCAGCGGCAGUCCAAGGACACAAUCAGAUCCAGCUGCUGCAGGACUAGUGGAAAUCCAGGCAGAGCAGCAACAGCAGCAACAGCAGCAGCAGUGCCUGCUCCUAGGACACAAUCAAAUGGCCAGCAAUGGUCCCACUCCAACAGCAGCAGCGGCGGCAGCAGCGAGCACAGCUAGUCGCCUGGCAGCCCCCACCGCGAGCUGUCAGGACAGGCCGGAUCAGCAGCAGCAACAGCAGCAGCAGCAACAGCAUCAGGCAGCUGCCAGCUGCAGCAGCAAGGAGCGACCUCAUCCCACAAUAAAGCUCAUGUCCUUGCUGCAGAUCGCCAGCUAUGUGCUGUGCCUGUGCGCCUUCAGCUUCGCCCUGUACGCCAACGUGCGACAGACGCGAAUGGAGCUGCGGCUGCAGCGCCUCCAGCAGCUGGACGCCCGCAUUGUCGAGCUGGAGCUGCGGCUCGAGCAGCAGCAGCUGCUCCACUGGCCCGCCGAACAGACCCAGAUUCUGGACAACAGAAACAACACCAACGGCACCCAGCACCUGACGCUGCAUGUGCGCCGGGAGCUGCAUCGUCUGCGUCGCGAUGUGUCGCACCUGCAGCUCACGCGACGCCAGCAGCGACGGCAGGCGGCCGAGGCGGCCGCAGCAGCAGCGGGCGAGGGUGGUCCAGCACUGACCGGAGGUCACGGCGAGUGCCAGUGUCAACCAGGUCCUCCAGGACCGCCGGGGCCACCGGGCAAGCGAGGGAAGCGCGGCAAGAAGGGCGACACCGGCGACAAGGGCGACGCGGGUCUCAAUGGCAUCAGCGGCGAGAAGGGAGCGGCUGGCAAGCCCGGCGACAAGGGCCAGAAGGGCGACACCGGCCACCCGGGCAUGGAUGUCUUCCAGACGGUGAAGGGUCUGAAGAGAUCGGUGACAACGCUGCAUGGCGGCACGUUGGGCUAUGCGGAAAUAGUUGCUGUAAAGGACUUGCAAGAAGCCGGCGUCAAUGUGUCCGCUUCCACAGUCAUACAGCUGAAGGGCGAGCCUGGGGAGCCGGGUCCGCCGGGACCAGCGGGCGAGGCGGGACAGCCGGGGGUGCCGGGCGAGCGAGGACCACCGGGCGAAACUGGAGCGCAGGGCGUUCAGGGCGAGCCCGGACAGCCGGGCCCCGCCGGACCGCCUGGCGUGUCCGGUGCACCUGGCACGAAGGGUGACAAAGGCGAUCGCGGCGAUCGGGGACUAACCACAACCAUCAAGGGUGACGAGUUCCCUACGGGCAUCAUCGAGGGUCCGCCGGGACCGGCCGGACCACCUGGUCCACCAGGGGAGCCCGGCGAGCGCGGCGAGGCGGGACCCAUCGGACCAGCCGGACCCCCCGGCGAGAAAGGACCGCGCGGCAAGCGUGGCAAGCGGUUGUUUGGACCUGGAGGCACGAAGCUGGACGAGGACUACGACGAUCCACCGGUGACACUGUUGCGCGGUCCGCCCGGACCGCCUGGACUCGCUGGAAAGGAUGGCCGCGACGGACGCGAUGGCAGCAAGGGGGAUGCCGGCGAGCCUGGAGAGCCUGGUUCGCUGGGUCCACGCGGCCUGGACGGCCUGCCCGGAGAGCCGGGCAUCGAGGGACCGCCAGGUCUGCCUGGCUAUCAGGGACCGCCGGGGGAGAAGGGCGACCGUGGAGACAUUGGGCCGCCUGGACUGAUGGGACCCCCGGGUCUACCUGGCCCGCCGGGCUAUCCCGGCGUCAAGGGAGACAAAGGUGAUCGCGGCGACUCGUACCGUAAGAUGCGUCGUCGCCAGGAUGACGGCAUGUCGGAUGCCCCACACAUGCCCACCAUCGAAUACUUAUAUGGUCCUCCUGGACCACCCGGCCCCAUGGGCCCGCCAGGACACACCGGCGCCCAAGGCGACCGCGGCUUGGAUGGACGCAAAGGGGAUUCGGGCGAAAAGGGCCACAAGGGCGAUCAGGGACCCAUGGGGCUGCCGGGCCCGAUGGGUAUGAGAGGCGAAUCGGGACCCUCCGGUCCGGCGGGCAAGGCUGGCAUACCGGGUCCACCGGGCUUGGAUGGCAUGAAGGGAGCCCAGGGCGAGACGGGACACAAGGGAGAGCGCGGCGAUCCGGGACUGCCGGGCACCGACGGCAUACCCGGCCAGGAAGGUCCGCGCGGGGAGCAGGGCUCACGUGGCGAUGCUGGCCCGCCCGGUAAGCGGGGACGCAAAGGAGAUCGCGGCGACAAGGGCGAACAGGGCGUGCCUGGACUGGACGCACCAUGCCCCCUGGGCGCCGACGGGCUGCCGUUGCCCGGCUGUGGCUGGCGGCCGCCAAAGGAGCCAAUCAUCUCAACGCCCGUGCACAAGGAUUAUUUGCCCGAUGUAACGCAGCCGGAAAGCAACGCCAGCGAUUACGAGCAGGAGGAGGAGGAGGACGAGGAGCAGGCGGAGGCGGAGGAUAAUGAAAACGAAUAUGAUGAAUAUCAGGAUAAUUUGCAUAACAAUGAGUGAAAAGGAAACAGAACAGGCAGCGGCAACGCAACCGACGACCCAGCAAAUGGCAAACACAAACAUACCAAAGCAAACAGACACAGACCCGCUCUCAGAGACACACACACCACACAAAAUCCACUUACACUUCCACUUGAAACACACCCACACACACACACACACUGGCACUCACUUUCACGCACACUGACACAGCCACAGGCAGAAGCAGAGGCACACGCACAGACAGAAGGCAAUGGCAAUGGCUACUAGUUAAGCAUUUCCGAUUUCCGCUGCGAGCGAGCUUCUGGCUCUGUUUCGCUCUGUUGACAUUUGCAAUUAGCGUUAACAAAUGCCAAGUGGCUGGCUGGUUGCUGCUUCUAACCGUUCGCCAUUACCAUACACUCUGCCGCUCACCUCACUCUAUCCAUCAAUUACCCUUUCGCUUGAACACAGAUACACAAACACUAUCGUAGUUACACACUGGCUUAGCUCUUGGUGAUGGGUCCUGGUCCUGCGUGGCGCUCAUUUGUCUUUUUUGAUUCCUAAUCCAAAAACUGUGCCCAUUUUUGGUUAACCAUCUGUUUCGCCCUCCCUCCCAACCCCAUCCAGCAGGAGAACUGGCAGGCCUGGCUCAAGGACGAGCUUAACGCGCUACAGCAGACGCACACAAAAAACUAAUCGACAGCCCCAGCAGCCACCAUGCGACGGUUGCAUCGAAGGCGUGGUCCUGCUACCGCAAUAUCCAUACGAAGAAUCUAAGCGCUUUGGUCUUAAUUUUAGUAAUUUGUUAUUGUUAAAUGUAGGAAUCGAACAAAGCUCUAUCCAUACACUGUACUGUAUAACUACACCUAUUACUACAUAUAUCUGUAUCUGCUUCCUGCUUCUGUGCCAAAUUGCUCCAAAGUUGCAACCAGUUCGGCUCCAGCUCCAUGACGAUGACGAGGACGUCGCUCUAGGCAUUCAUUGAACAAAAGCAACAUUUAAUUCUAGAUUUAAUGUACCUCUAAUAUGCGAAAUGUAUCUACUACAUCUACGAGUAUUUCUACGGCAAUAAGCAAACCUGGAACCCAGCUAUUUUUUACAAAAACUAUUUAAAAACAAAACUUCAAUAAAAAUCGAGCAAAAGUAAAA
Molecule: messenger RNA, 4878 nt
Organism: Drosophila pseudoobscura
Lineage: Eukaryota; Metazoa; Arthropoda; Insecta; Diptera; Drosophilidae
Product: collagen alpha chain CG42342
Exons: 18
Coding region: 1267-3768 (833 amino acids)
Biological process (GO): extracellular matrix organization
Molecular function (GO): extracellular matrix structural constituent conferring tensile strength
Source: RefSeq, a predicted model, not a curated record